Messenger RNA from Pseudocercospora fijiensis CIRAD86, 1446 nucleotides. RefSeq lists its product as uncharacterized. The transcript has a single exon. The coding region runs from base 1 to 1446 and encodes 481 amino acids. Lineage: Eukaryota; Fungi; Ascomycota; Dothideomycetes; Mycosphaerellales; Mycosphaerellaceae. The record is from RefSeq and is a predicted model, not a curated record.
AUGGCUCCAAAUCUGAUGAGCAUUCCUCGCGAGUUGCGUGAUCAGAUCUGGGAGCAGGUCUAUGGCACUCCGACACAGGUCCGACUGACUUGUCACGCCAUAGAAGACUCGUACAAGCAGGGCGAGUCGAAGCGUUAUCCAGAACAGCCGGUGGCAGAGUAUCCGCCAGUCGAAGACGACUCAGCAGCGGCUCCCUCCCAGAGCAACGAUGUCGACAGCGAAGCUGACUCGGACGCCGGCGCUGGUGACGAUAAGUCGCAGUCAGAGGGUGACGGUGACGGUGACGGUGACGAAAAUGAAGACGAAGAAACUGCAAAGGAGGACGAACCCAUCGACUUCGAUGUAUACGAAUUUCUCAAAGAGCAUCCAGAGUCCGACGAUGAAAGCUAUGAUGUUGACAGCGAAGACGACUCGGAUGAAGAGGAAGUUUCCAAGGGUUACAAGAUAUUCGCAACAUCUCCCGUCGACACCUCACUGCUCAUGGUCAGUCAUCAAGUCAGCGAGGAAGCUGCUCCUUACUUCUGGGCCUCUUUGACGCUAAUUUUCGAGUACACGGCGAUUGGCACGAUGCGUUUCCUAAUGGCACUGCCGGCUCCUGCGCUGGACAACAUCAGAUCCAUCGGCCUGACGAGCUGGAUCUUCAUGGACGAUGACAAGGACUCGUUCCACGCCUGGAACGGUAGCAUAGACACCCCUCUUUACCAUCGCCCUGACGGACCGACACUCAUCACACCUUUCGCAUCUUUUCUCGCCUCGCAUCUGCCCAACCUGGAGGAGAUUUACCUCUACACACCUACUGGAGGUGACGAGGAUUUCUAUUGCCUGCCAGCAUCUCUCGAUCUUCACGAGAUGCUCGACUCUCGUUCCGUCAAGCGACUACACCACGUAUUUCUCGGCGAUCCAGCCGCGAAGAUUUUGUCGAGGUGGACUAGCAAGGAUGCUUUAGAAAUUCUGAUGGGUAGGAUUCCGGCUUUGGUGGGAUACCACUGGUAUCGACUUUUGUACCCCGAGCCAGAGAAGCCGCGGGGCUUCAUCCAUCCAGCAGAUGACGCUUGGGAAGGCUCGCUAAACCAAGCCCACAGCGAAUGGUUUGAAGACUCCUAUGACUUCAAGAAAAACGUGAAGGAAGACUUGGCUUCGCGUUGGAGCUGGAGUGGUCGCGACAUCGACUUUGGAGGCGAUGGGAAUGUACAGGCUGUCAUAACAGUGCAUGCGAAGAAGGAAGAGGGUCAAGAUCCGUUGCAUGAUUCUCCUGAAAUCCUCAAGGCCAUUUUUCGAAGUUCCAAAGUAAAGUCUCCUAAUGUUGGGAUCAAUCACAAUGACCACUCCAUGUUGCGUUCUCAGGAUUUAUAUAGUCAACGUACGACUGAUGAACGGGACAACCCAGGCCAGGCUCAACAUACACUCAUGUUUGACGGCGAGGCAAUUCGAGCCAUUUUGGUUUGA